UGCCAAUGUACAGUACGUGGUCGCGACACAAGCAAGCCGACACGCUCGACGAGUGUGAGGAUGUGCUUCGAGCUUCAUGGUCCUCCCCAGCGAGGGACCUGUUCUCCGCAACUUCCUGAAAUGGACCGCCAAAUUUAUCAUUUGCCGGGCCCCGAUAGGGAAAUCAGUCAGGCAGCAGGAUGGCAUAGGAUCAGGCUGAGAACAGCAUCCGGCUCUGCCGCUCUUCAGCCAAGGCUGGCUCAUUCAGACUCCAUCAUGCCAUGAAAGUCAACCCCAAGUCCUCCUCCAACAUAAAGUCAAAAAUUGUAAUAUACACACCAAUACACCAUGUCGUUCGGCUUCAGCCCAGGGGAUAUUGUCAUGUUUGGCAGGUUCCUCGUCCAGGUCCGCGGGGCACUCAAGGGCGACAGCGGUUCGCAGAUACAGUACAGCCGCGCCAUGAAGCAAUGCACCGACUUUGAAGCGAUCUUGGGGGAUGUAAGCAGGCUGGACCUCUCUCUGGCCUCGGGCACCUUCAAGGAACGACUCCGUGAGUGCAGCUUUGACACCCAAGACGUGAUCAAGGACUUCCGCGAGACUGUUGCGCGCUAUGAAAAGUCGAUGGGCGAGGCCUCCACGCGUGGGAAGCUCACGAGUGCUCCGAGAAAGAUUCAAUGAGCCUUUGACGCGGCCGAAGAUUUGGAAGAUUUCAGGAAGAGGCUCUGGUCUCAACUUGAGAGGAUGGAGCUAAUUCUCGGAUGC
Messenger RNA from Sodiomyces alkalinus F11, 741 nucleotides. RefSeq lists its product as hypothetical. The record is from RefSeq and is a predicted model, not a curated record. The transcript has a single exon. Lineage: Eukaryota; Fungi; Ascomycota; Sordariomycetes; Glomerellales; Plectosphaerellaceae. Bases 328 to 657 code for a protein of 109 amino acids.